Dermacentor silvarum is the source of this 2818-nucleotide messenger RNA. RefSeq lists its product as uncharacterized. The record is from RefSeq and is a predicted model, not a curated record. NCBI's taxonomy places the organism in Eukaryota, Metazoa, Arthropoda, Arachnida, Ixodida, Ixodidae. The transcript is spliced from 5 exons. The coding region runs from base 1355 to 1939 and encodes 194 amino acids.
GUGGCUUCCACCUAGCGGUUUUCUUGGUUUUCGUGGUUGGCUCGGCAGUUCUUAGAAUGCGUGGCCGCGCAGUCACCUAUUGCAGCCAUAAAAUGUUAUGCUAUGUGCCCACUGGCAUUCAGCUAGGUGUAUGGUGCGCCAUUCAACGUUUGCUGAACAUAUGACAAGUUGUCACGUCCGGUACACAACCACAACGCAGCCCGUCGUGCUUGCGACCGGGGCUGGUGCAAAGCCGCAAGAAAGGUGUCACAGUCGUCCUAUCGCCUUGCUUUCCGAGUCUCCAAACAAGCUGCAGAUUCCAAUGUCGCUUUGGCAGUGGCACGACGACUGCAGCUGAUGUUCCAACGGAUUGAUCCGUUUUGCCGUGGUUUUUCGCCGUGGUAUCUACAGCAAACAACGGGACUCAACCAGGAUUCUUCGAUGGGCCGCAACGUGGCAAUGACACUGCGGACCGUCUACUUGUCAACGCCUACCCUACAGGAGUGACGUCAUCGCUGGACAACCUAGAAAAGGCGCAUCCCGGCAUCGAUUCCUUCAGAGGGCACGGCAGCUUGCUGGUGGACAGCAUGGUUAAAUCGCCAUUACUGCUUGUGCAGGGCCACACUGGUGACUGAGCAGACGGUGGUGCAUGACUGAGUGAAGCCGGCGCUGCAGAUGCCGCCCCUGCCGUGGAUGCGCGGAGGCGAGUGCCAUCUGCUGGUGGUGAAAGGAACCCAGUGGCACAUGCAGCAGGCCCCUCGAGUGUUUGCCUACGGACACGACAGACCCGUUGCAAGUGAACACUAUUUACAGAGAGUUUUGCCAGACCGUUGUUGGUGCCCUUGAAAAGCAGUGGGUCAAGAUGAUCGCAGCAAACGAAAUGGCUGACCAUGUGCGGGUUUUGUGCGGUCACUGGCUUCCCAAAGGCAGUUGGGCAGCACUGGAUGGCUGUCAUUUUCCUGUCUCGCCACCAAAGGAAAACGCCAUCGAUUACUACAAUUACAAAGGCUGGUAAGUGAACGAACUACAAUGAGCGGUAUCCGAAUGCGCAGAAGCAAAAACUAAUUAGUACAACUGUAAAUCGAGUCGCAUACUGGACAAAAAUUGGCAUAAAAAUCUCACCAGUCUUGUUCUAGUUUGUUAAUAUGCACUCAAAUUAUCCCCCCAAACACUUAUCUAUAAAUUCAUGAUGUCGCAUUCGAGCAACUAAUUUAGAAACGCUUUAUCCUCAUAUCAUGACUGCAGCACACAUGCUUUUUACUGUUAUGUUGCGCAAGUACGAGAAUUAUAGAUACCACUCUCGUAAGCUUCAUACCUCGAUGCAGUGAAGUUUGCGUUGCAGACUUGGUCUUGGCCAUGACGUGUAUUUACUUGCAUGUACAGUGUGAUCCUGCUGGCUCUGGUGGACCACAAGUACCGGUUCCGCUACACUAACGUUGGCUCCCCAGGCAGGUGCCACGACGCACACGUGUUUCACAACUCCAUCUUGGCAAGAGCGAUUCAGGAACCAACAUUUCAGAGCCCAACCAUUUGUGUUGGCACUUCUCUUGUGCCCCCAUUGGUUUUGUGUGACCAAGCUUUCCCUCUUACACCGAACCUCAUGAAACCGUUCCCCGGCUUGAACCACACCCCAGAAGAGGGCAACUUCAACUAUGAACUCUCCAAAACACGAAGAAUUGUGGAGAACGCUUUUGGAAGGCUCAAGGCACGCUUCAGAUUUGUGAUGAAGCGAAUGGAGUGCGACAUCAGUAAUGUGCCUAUUGUCAUAAAAGCAUGCUGUGUGUUAACUAACAUAUGCGAACAUUUCAAUGAUUCCGUAUCUCAGCAGUGGCUGAAUGAAGUGGAGUUACAGAAUACAAUAUAUCAGCAACCACUUCACACAGCAGGCACUCAAGUUGGAUGUGAAAGAGAUGUCCGAGAUGCACUUGUGCAUUAUUUUCAGCUGCAUGGAGACCACUAGAUGCAAAGAGUUGAGCCAGUACAAGGAAAUAUUUUAUUUUUUCAGAAAAACAUCUAAGCUCAACAAGCUUCUCCUGGAUGUUCAUUUGCCUCUCUCGGAGGACAUUCUCUUCAGCUUUAGCUCCUUCAAGAGCUCUAAUUAGCCGCUCGUUCUGCUUCAGCAGAGCGUUUUGAAAAUUCUCGUUCGCAGAGGUUCUCUUGCGCUUUCCCGUCCUUCUCACGGGCGCAGUGCUGCUCGGACUGGGCCUUGGCGACAGUGGAUCUGUGGGCACCACUGCUGCCUCUCCAUCAUCGCCGCUCUCCACCAUUGAUGUGUUGGCACUGACAGGUGUGCCCAACUCCAUUGAAUAAAUUUUCUGAAAAAACAUACCACAAAUGAAAUUGUUCAUUUAUGACCUCAGAAGCAUGGGAAUAUUCAGCUUGACAUUCACACUUGCAGUGAAAUAGUAAUCAGGUUUUCACACCUGCGGUUUGUUGCACCUAAUCGGUUUGCCUAAUUGUUGCAUUAACACAAAGUAAAAGCUAGUAGUGAUGAAUUCAAUAAUAGCAUGCUAAAAUAGCGAGAUGGCUUUGCACACCUGCUUACACUGCAUUAGCAAAAUUGACGAUGCCUGACUGCUUGGAGUGCGAACUGUGUUACCACCAGUGGGUGUGCUUACUUCUCUGAAUGUAACAAUUGAUGCCAGUAUGAAAAAGUAAACAAUAUUUGUGAGAAUAUUUUCUCCACAAUACUGCGCUCAACUGCAAAUGAGAAAUCUCACUUCAACUGUUUCACUUGGGCUGCAGGCACUUUCCUGGAUCAGUGACCUGUCAUUGGAAGGCAAGCACCCUAAAAAAUGGUGCAGCUCCCUAAAGAAGGGCCAUGUUGUUGCUGCCAAGC